Molecule: messenger RNA, 879 nt
Organism: Chaetura pelagica (chimney swift)
Lineage: Eukaryota; Metazoa; Chordata; Aves; Apodiformes; Apodidae
Product: cullin-9-like
Exons: 3
Source: RefSeq, a predicted model, not a curated record
GGGGCCCCCCAGCCCUCCCUGCUCAGCACCAUCCACGUGCUGAGCGCCUACGCCGGCAUCGGGGCGCUGGCCGGGGCCUUCCGGGAGACGGGGGCCCUGCUGCUGCUGACGGAGAUGCUGUGCCACCCGGAGAAGCAGAUCCACCACGGUGCUGGCAAGAUGCUGAGGGCCUUGGCUUCGCACGAUGCAGGGAGCAGAGCCUAUGUCCUGCUGUCCCUGAGCCAGCAGGACGGCAUUGAGCAGCACAUGGACUUUGAGAGUCGCUGCACCUUGCUGGAGCUUUUUGCUGAGACCAUGUCCUCUGAAGAGCACGGCAUGUCCUUUGAGGGGAUUCACCUUCCCCAGGUGCCCGGGAAGCUGCUGUUUGUCCUGGUGAAGCACUACCUGCGUGUCACUUCCCUCCUGGAGAAGCUCGGCAGUGGCGCGGAGCAGGGAGGGGAGCAGCAGGACCGCGCUGUGCCGAGCCUGGGCACUGGGGAGAGGAGCUGUGUGAAGGAGGAGUUUGAGUUCAGCAUGGCUCUGGCAAACCUCAUCUUGGAGCUGGUGCAUGUGAUGGGCUGGGACCACAGCCAGAAGCCAGAGCUGCUGCCCCAGCAGGAGCUGCAGCCUCACCCCAGCCACUCCAUCUUCCAGCCCAAGCCCCCGCCCUUCCCUGCUGCCCAGGUGCCCGCGCCCCCUUCCAGCCGUGGUGCUCACAGAAAGCAGGGUCGUGCCUUCCUGACGCGCUCAGACUUCGCCGACUGCAGCGGCUACGUGGAGUACCUGCAGGCCACCCUGGUGUGCGGCAUGAGGGUGUGCUUGCUGGAGGACUAUGGUGAUGUUAGAGCCGGGGAGGAAGGCGAGGUUCUUCAGAGCUCUGGCAGCAGGUACACAGUGCAG